AUGUCGGCCACUGAAUUGUACACAAAGGGUGCCCGGGUAUGGAUCCCCGACUCCGAGAUUGUCUGGCGGGCUGCAGAACUGUUGGAAAAUUAUACUGGGCAGAAGUCCAUCAAGAUCCAGUAUGAGGAUGGAGAGGAAUCGGAAGUAGCAGUCAGUGAUAAAAGCAAGCUUCCUCAUCUCCGAAACCCGGACAUCCUGAUAGGAGAAAAUGACCUUACCUCUCUCAGUUAUCUUAACGAACCAGAAGUUCUGUAUAACCUGCACGUCAGAUUUGCUGAAAGGAACAUCAUUUAUACCUACUGUGGUAUUGUACUGGUGGCCAUUAAUCCAUACGAAGAGGUAAACAUCUACAGUAAUGACAUCAUACAGGCUUACAGUGGACAGGAUAUGGGCGCCAUGGACCCACACAUCUUCGCCGUUGCCGAGGAAGCCUUCAAACACAUGUCAAGGUUUGACAGGAACGAAUCGAUCAUCGUUUCGGGAGAGUCAGGUGCCGGAAAAACAGUAUCUGCUAAGUAUGCCAUGAGGUACUUUGCUACUGUGGGAGGUUCACAGGCUGAGACAAUGGUGGAACAGAAGGUUUUAGCCUCCAACCCGAUCAUGGAGGCAAUUGGCAACGCUAAGACAACACGAAACGACAACAGCAGUCGGUUUGGGAAGUACCUUGAGAUCUCCUUCAAUAAACAACAUGAAAUUGUUGGUGCCCAUAUGAGGACCUAUCUACUAGAGAAGUCAAGAGUUGUUUUCCAAGCUGCCGAAGAAAGAAACUACCAUGUGUUCUAUCAAUUAUGUGCUGUUGCUGACCGCCCAGAGUUCAAGAAGUUCCAGCUAAAAAAUCCUGAUGACUUUUUCUACACAAGCUGUGGUCAGGCGCCGGAGAUACAAGGAGUAGAUGACGCAGAAAACCUGACACAUACAAUGGAUGCCCUGACUUUACUAGGUGUUGGUGAGAGACAUCAAAUGAUGAUUUUUCAGAUACUCUCCGGAAUUCUCCAUUUUGGAAAUGUUAAAAUAAGUGAAGCAGAAGGAGAGUCUUGUGAAAUUCCGGCCAAGGACAAGUCACUAACCAUGUGCUGCUCACUACUGGGGAUAGAGGAAUCGCAGAUGAGGAUGUGGCUGUGUCAUAAAAAGAUCACAACGGUCAACGAGGUGCUCACUAAACCUCUCACCGCCAAUCAGGCCAGUUUUGCUCAGGACGCUCUUGCCAAGCAUAUCUACGCUGAGGUGUUCACCUGGAUUGUCAACAAGAUUAACAUUACACUGCAAAGCAACACCAAACAAUACAAGUUUAUUGGUGUUUUGGAUAUUUAUGGGUUUGAGACGUUUGAAAUCAACAGCUUUGAGCAGUUUUGUAUUAAUUAUGCCAAUGAGAAACUCCAACAGAUAUUCAACAGUCAUGUGUUUAAACUGGAGCAGGAGGAAUACGUACGUGAGGGCAUCGAGUGGUCGUUUAUUGACUUCUAUGACAACCAGCCAUGUAUUGAUCUGAUCGAAAGCAAACUGGGAAUUCUUGAUCUGUUAGACGAGGAAUGUAAGAUGCCGCGUGGUUCGGACGCCAACUGGUGUCAGAAACUGUACAGUAAACAUUUAGGGAAGGCAAAACACUUUGACAAGCCACGUAUGUCAAACAAAGCUUUCAUUAUUGCCCACUUUGCUGACAAAGUUCAGUACCUGGCGGACGGAUUCCUCGAGAAAAACAGAGAUACAGUAUUAGAAGAACACAUCAAUAUUCUCAAAGCCAGUGAGUUUGAACUGGUGGCCGAGCUCUUUGAUAUUAAAGAUCCAAAUUUGAAAAAACCUCGUGCAGGAUCUGCUACAACCCAUCCCACAAGAUUAGUUCCAAAAUCGGCAGGAGGAAAAUCAAACCGAAACACUGUGGGAUCACAGCAACAACAGAAGGCAACAGUUGGAGAUCAGUUCCGAGAUUCUCUGAAGAUGUUGAUGGAGACACUAAACGCUACCACUCCACAUUACAUCCGUUGUAUAAAACCUAACGACUUUAAGGAACCAUUUACGUUUGAGCCCAACAGAGCUGUGGAACAACUACGAGCCUGUGGAGUGUUGGAAACUAUACGUAUCAGUGCUGCUGGCUACCCCUCAAGGUGGACCUACAGUGAGUUCUUCCAGAGGUACAGAGUCCUGGCAAGGUCUAAAGAUAUCAACCGAUCAAACCCCAGAAAGACAUGUGAAAACAUUCUUAUCAAAAUCAUACAGGACCCAGAUAAAUACCGAUUUGGUAAAACGAAAAUAUUUUUCCGUGCUGGUCAAGUGGCGUAUCUGGAGAAAUUACGAUCGGAGAAACUCCGUGCUUGUGGUGUCAUGAUUCAGAAACAUGUCAAGGGCUGGUUGGCACGGCGACGGUACAAGAAGAUUAUGCGGUCUAUAAAACUGAUACAAAAACAUGGACGGGGAGUGUUGGCAAGAAGACAUGCUAAAUUUCUCCGUGAGACGAAGGCCGCUACAAAGAUCCAGAAAACAUUUAAAGGUUUCCAGGCUCGCAAAGUAUUUAUGAUCAAGAAAAAAGCUGUGGUCAAGAUACAGGCUUGUAUCCGAGGAUUAUUUGGAAGAAGAAUGUAUCAGAAACAGAUGCACGAACACAGAGCCAUCGUCAUUCAACGUCAUGUUCGAGGUUGGCUCCAACGACGUCGUUAUCGUAAGAUCAUUCAUGGCUUCAUCUUAAUUCAGUCUCACUACCGACGACGCAAGGCUAAGGCUCAACUCAAGAUUCUCAAGAUCGAGGCUAAGUCGGUGGAGCACAUCAAGGGAGUUAACAAAGGACUGGAGAACAAGAUCAUUGAGCUGCAGCAGAAACUAGACAACAGGAACAAAGAAGUGCAACAGGUGAAGGUCAAGGAAGUGGAGAUCGCAAACAUGAAGACGGAGAUGGAAAAGCUUCGUCAGAACAGCAGCAUGGCCGAAAAGUCAACCAACCGCAUCACCGAACUACUGAAGCAGAUAGAAGAAUUGAAGGAAGAAUUGGCAAGAGAGAAGGGCGAGAAACAAGACCUUGUAUCAGAGAAGGAACUCAUGCAUAAAAAGCAUACAGAGGUAGGCAGUAUGUUGAUGGAUGAAAAUGUUUCCAUCAAGGAACAAUUAAACAAGGCGAAUGAGAAACUGCGGGACCAAGAGAAACAGUCAGCAGAUACCAGUAAAGAGCAGUUAGAUACUGCUAAUAAAAUCAUGCUGGCAGAAUUUGAGUCGGAACGUGCUCAUCAUCAACGUCUGGUCAAAGACUAUGCUCGUCUUCAACAACGUCUAGAAAACCUUCAGGGCGAAAUGCAGGUCUUGACAAGUCCACAGGGACACAAGCGAACACCCUCAGACAUCUCUGCUAUCAGUCUAGAGUCGUACGCGAGUUCUAUCUCGCCCGAGGAUUUUGAGAAGGAAUCAGAUCAAGGUUAUGAAACUACAGAGAAGAAGAAAAAGAAGGGACCCGCCCCCGCCCCACCCACCAUCAGUGUGGAUACAGUUGCCAAUGGAACUCAUGUUGACAAGGAUAUGGACAUUGGACUUGUCCUGAAGUUGCAGAGCCGUAUAAAGGAACUUGAAAAAGAUAAAGAUUCCCUACAGAAGAAAGUGGACAAUUUUGAAGAUGGAGGAAGUCCCAUGCAUCGAUCCUCAGCUGUUAUCUCUGAUUCUGCAUUUGAUGCUCUCAAGAAACAGCUGGUGAAUGCUGAAGACGUAGAAAUUGUCAUAAAAUUACAAAAACGAAUCAGGGAAUUAGAAACAGCAAAAUCUAAGCUUGUUGAUGAAUUAGAUGAACGCGAGGAAGAGGAUGAGAAUAUGGGAUUCAAAAUUAUGACUCCCGAAUAUGCCUAUAAUAACCUGAAGAUGCAAGAACUGGAAAAUGAAAAUGAUAAAUUAAAGCGUGAAGUAGCCAAGCUUGUCGCAUCCAUCACAGAAACAACAAACUUUGAUCAAAACGUACAGCUAACACCUGCUGGUAAAGAGUUUUUGGAACAAUUUGAGGCAAUGACAGAUGAGUUGGAACGUCGCCGAGAAGAAUGUCUCCAGUUACGUGCCAUGAUGGCUGAACGAAGUAUCACUACACAUGAGAUUGCCAAGCAAUCAUAUGGCGGUAUCGACACUAUUGUUAAUGAGGACAACGAACUGGCCAUGGCAUACAGAACACAGAAGGAGCUUAACAGGUUGUUAGAAAACCAACUUCAGAAAACAGAGAAAGACGGAAAGAAAAAGGAAGAAGAAUUGAAAAAGGAGAUUCGACAACUGAAGAAAGACAACGAUGAGCAGCAGAAAGUUAUCACCCAGCGUAAAAAAUCACAUAAUAUCUCUCUAUCUCCCGAGGCUAAGAUCGAGGCAACAAUGCAGCAUGAGAUCACGCGACUCACGUCAGAGAACCUGGACCUGAGAGAAACCAUAGACAAGAAUUCCGACCAGAUGCGAAGACUAAAGAAAAUGCUGAAGGUGUAUGCUAAACGUCUGAAGGAUGGCGAGGCUGCUGAAAUAGCUGCAGAGCUGGAACAGGAUGAGAAUAAGGCUAGUGUGGACAAUGUUGCCUCAAUCAAACACAGAGAACGCAUGUACAUGGGAAUGUUAGAGUAUAAAAAGGAGGACGAGAAUGUACUCAUCAAAAAUCUCAUCAUGGACCUGAAGCCAAAAGUUGCUGCAGGUCUUUUGCCUGGUCUACCAGCGUAUGUCCUGUUUAUGUGUGUACGACACACAGACUACAUCAAUGAUGAUGAAAAGGUCCGCUCUCUCCUCACCAACUCAAUAAACAGUGUACGAAAGUGUGUCAAGAAACAUCAUGGUGACCUUGACCGUGUGACCUUAUGGCUAGCCAAUACCUGUCGUCUAUUACACACACUCAAGCAGUACAGCGGAGAAAAGGCGUUCCAGUCGGACAACAAUACACGUCAGAACGAACACUGCCUACGGAACUUUGACCUGUCUGAGUAUCGGCAGGUGUUCAGUGAUCUCGCAGUCUGGAUAUAUCAGACCCUAAUCAAACUGAUGGAGGAGACCAUACAGCCGAUGAUCGUGGCUGCGGUGCUGGAACAUGAGGCCAUCGCUGGACUCACGGCAAGUAAACCUUCAGGAAUGAGAGGACGGUCGUCCAGUACUGCCACAGACCCAGACGAUGUGAAGGAACUCUCCCUUGACUCUCUCAUGAAAGCUAUGAACAAGUACAGCCAAGUAUUAACCCAACAUGCUGUUGAUCCUGAGCUUGUCAAGCAAAUCUUCAGACAGCUCUACUACUUUAUAUGUGCGGGUGCCCUUAACAACCUGUUGCUAAGGAAGGACAUGUGUAAUUGGUCGAAGGGAAUGCAGAUCCGUUACAACCUUAGUCAUCUAGAACAAUGGCUACGCGACAACAAACUACAUGAAGUAGGAGCCCAGGUUACCAUGGAACCCAUCAUCCAAGCAUCACAGCUUCUACAGGCGAGAAAAACUGUCGCCGAUGUGGACAGUAUCUGUGAGAUGUGCUCCAAACUCACAACAGCUCAGAUUGUGAAAAUUUUAAAUCUCUACACACCAGUAGAUGAAUUUGAGGAGCGUGUACCAAUUCCAUUCAUCCGCGAAAUUCAGAAAAAGUUGAAAGCACGACCACAAGAUUCGGAUAAUACACUUCUAAUGGACACAAAAUUCUCGUAUCCUGUCACAUUCCCAUUCAAUCCAUCAAGCAUCGCCAUGGAAACAGUGGAAGUUCCUCAAACCCUCCAUCUUGGUUUCCUCACCCGUGUGUGAUUUUAGUCAAUUUAGUCGCUUACUUUAAUUUAUUGAACAGAUGUGUCAUAUGUUUGUUUUUAUAGUAUCUGUGUUCCUGUUCCGUAUCAUAGAAAAACACUUUUUAGUUUUUUGCGUCAUCGGGAAUCACAGUAAAAAAUCAGUAUAAGAUGCUCUCAUGCUUAUGAAAACUGCACACUGUAAAACCUGUCUUUACCGACUAAAUAAUUCAAUGUCCUCAAAUAGAGAAUAGUGGAAUAAUUAUUAGAAUGUUAGAAUUUUAUGUCCUUGAUAGUUUCUCUCUAUUUAACAAUUUCAACAAUUUUCCUUACUUUAAAUUUCACAAAUUUUUUAUAUGAAUCUGGAAAUAUAUACAGUCAUUCUGCAUGAGAUGUGGCACCCAGAUUUAAAUACAAUUUGGGCUAACUUAUAGAUUUAUUUGUGAUUUUAUUGGGAAAUUUGUUUUAGAACUUUUUCCUGAAGUUUAGAAAUCAGAUUCUGUUCACAGAUUUGCAUUUUGAUUUUAAUAAUAAAAAAGAAAAAACCCCAAAAAUGUAAAAUAUCAGAAAACUCAACAUUAACCUAAGUGAGGAAUCAGUUUUUGAAGGUUUCUUGAUAGUAAAGGGUCGUUUUAGACAGGUUGCACAAUGUAAGUUUGUCAUCAAGUUUUUUUUGUCUUAUUAUUAAAACUCCAUUUUGUUGUACAUAUGUUUUCUAGACUUGGUCUAUAACUGUUACUGUUAAUGUCAGGUUUUCUCGUUACGUUUUAAACAUCUGUAUAUAAAACAUUAUUCCUAUACAGAAGUAGUAAAAUUAUAUAGAAUUAAUGUUAAAUUAUCUGGCAAUAAGCCAAAGUCUGGUAGUCAGCCCACCUAUACAUAUAUAUAUUGCUGUUAUAGGAAAAUGGAAAAUAGUUCUAUUUCAUUUUUCUGUAAUAAGUCAAACCCUGGCUUUGCUGUCAAUCAUCAAGUGUAAAUUUAUAUCUAAUGCUAAUUUCUGGAAUAGGUUUACUGAUGUUGCUUUCUGUGUAUUGGUAAUGAAAAAUAAAUGAAAUAUGACAAAUUAGGUUAUGCACUUUAAUAUUAUUUGACAUUUUUCACACAAUUUGUAAUUUUAAUUCAUUUUUCUGGCCAGUCAGGAGUUCUUUUGAAACUUUGUAAAAGUCUUUUUUUUCCAUAUUUUUUUUUUACGAUUUCAUGCUAAGAUUGAAGCAGAAAGGAAUGCAUGAGAUAGUCAUGUUUCAUGGUGAACUGUACUUAAUUUUCACAAUAUUUUAAACACUUUUAAAGAUGGCAGAAAGUGAAUUCUCGCUACCUUCCCUUAUCAUUAAACAAUUGGCAUCCAUGUUUUCUCCACAAAUAUUGGAUUUCAUCAAUUUACUAUUUAUUAACACAAAUUUCAUUAUUAUAAAUUUGUAGAUUUUUACAAAUUUGCUAGAGUUAAUUUCUCCCAAAUGCAAGCAAUGGAAAAAGAGGAGUGUAAUAUUUUUAGAAUAUCGAAUACGCUGUGUUCCUCAACUGCCAGUUUGUAAAUGGUGUUGAUUUCUUGGGUUGUGAAAUUUUACUUGAAUAAGCUCAAUGAUGACAAGUUAUUUACACAUGAAAGGAAGUUUGUGUGAACUUUGUUAUGUAUAAUUCUUGAUAAUUCAUUUCGUCCAUCUACUUACUAUCUUAAUUAUUAAAGAUUUGUUAGCGUAUGAAUGGUGUUUGACCAUUAUGUUAUCAAAUUACACAACUGUUAUAUAAAUGUUAUUUCCAGACUUUUGUCUCAGUUAUCUCCCUUUGGUCUUGUGAUUACCAGUAAGCGUUUAUAAUGCAGACUGAACUAUAUUGUUGCCAUUUACGUAGAAUGUAAGAGAUGUGGCCCUUUUGGUGCCCUUCUCCCCUAUAAGCAGUGACUUUAUCAUAUCUGCUAAUUUGAGUCUUUAUUCUCCUGUAUCGCACGACAGAAAAUUUAAUUUGAAACUUACUGUGAACCAUUUUUAUAACAUUCAGUUUCGUUGACAUAGAAAAAAAUCUUGUCUGUCAUGUUUUUUUUUUCCCUAAGUUAACUCAAAAUUUGAAGCAAAAACAUAUUUCUAUUUUCUUUAUGUACUCCAUUUUUUCAAGAUAUUACUUUUGGCAAUUUUGCGUUGUCCUGAAAAAUAGCAAAAGGCAGAACUCCCUGAAAAUAACUUCUUUGAUCGUAUAUAACGAGGACAAAUUCGAGGGAAUUCAUUUUUUUUUAUGUUUCAUUUUAUUACCAAUAUAUAUGUUCAUUAUCUUUGAAUCCUGUUUUGUUUCGGACUUAAGAUUUAUAUUGGACUGUUGAAGCCAAAUGAAAAUGGCAAAGCCUGAAAAUGGCAAAUCCUCUUCUACAUAUACACAAUUGAUACAAAAAAUAAUAAAAUUGUGUUUUUUUUUUUUUUCUUACUUUUUUCAUAAAAUGUAAACAUGUGAUGCAUCUUAUCUACAUUUAUAACAUACGUACACUGUUUAUAUUUCUUAUUGCUUAUAAACAUUAUUUUGAUAUCAGUUUAUCAUUUUGAAUAUGGAUGUAAAUGAUGAUUAAUAUUUAAAUGGACCAAAUGUAACUUUAAAAGAGGCACCGUCUUCCACACACACACACAGUGGCAUUAUCGAAACGACUCAAGUUUUUUUAACAAGCGUGAUUUUAUCCUUCUGUAAAUAACAUUUAACUAUCAAUAGAAACACUUGCCCAUUCUUUCUACACUACUCCAUCUUGUUUUUUUCUACGGGAAGUCUUGAUUUGUAAUCAGACCUGAGAAUUUCCUGUUGCUUUGAACUUGGUCUUGAAUAUUCGAGUUGGGCAAUUACAUUUGGUAUAAGGUAUGCCCAACUGUUAUUUGUUCAGUGUACAGAAUAUAGUUACGCUUCCCUUUAGAAUAUGAACCCACCUGUAACUAAUAUGACUUAAAAGGUAAACACGACAGGUAAUUUUGGUCAGACUACAAACUAUCUGUAGUUAACAAUAAUUAACACUCUUCCAAUGCACUUGAUGACUUAAAAAGACAUUAAGACGGAAUAUUUAACUUUUUUUAAUACAUGGAUGGAAUUUUCUUAGAAAAUUUACCGAUCAUCUUUGUACACUAGAUUAGUAAUUUUGGUGCACUGUUCUAUAAAGGGAUAUUUACAAAGAGGAUACAAGUCUUGGAAAUGUCCGCCAGGAUUUGUUUAGACUUGUGAAAACCUUGCAAUAGUUUAACAAUACGGGAUAUAGAUAUAGAUAUAUGUUAUUGUUUAUGCAGCAUGUUUUGAAGUAUUUGUAGCAUCGCAUCAAUUUGUGUUUUGUAUGCAAGUAAUUUGUAAGUAAAAGUUUUAUUUUUUUAAUUAUUAAUGAACUAGGCUUGUGUUUGAAUGCUUUUCGGAUACCAGUUCUCCUGUUUCUGGUUAUAUUUAUAUAUUGCAUCUAAAAAUGGGUUUAAAAUAAUGGAUUAUUGUGCAUCGUUUCGAUGUUUUGAGAAUAAAAUCUUGCCAAGUACUAAUUUUUUAUAAGAUACUUUCCACAAAUUAUGUGAACAAUUUAAAAAUCUACCAGAUCUUAAAUUAUUACUCUCAUUACAUGUCCGACGUUGGAUUGCAUGCAAUAUGGCCGAGUAGGAAAAAUUGUCCAAUCAUAUGCUUUUAUCCAUUUCUUUUAAUAAAGAUGAUUUGGUAAGUGCUUAAUUUCAAAAUCUAUAUAUGAACAGUUCUUAUAAUUUGUAAAGUUCAUCGAUAUAUGUAUAUGAAUCCUUGUGAAUGAUGUUUUUUUUUCUCAUAUAUGUCGGAGGCAGUUUUGAGGAAAAGUCGUUUUGAAAAUUGUGUUGCAAUUGAUAGAAAAGAUAUGAAUGUUUUACUCCUAUAUGAGGGAAUUUCUCAAAAUGACUUGUGAUAAGGGGGUCAUCUCAAAAUGAUUGAGAUAUUGAUAAUUGGGUUUGUCUCAAAAUGACUGAGGUAAAAGAGGGGUCGUCUCAAAAUUUUAUAUGAAAAUGAAUGUCUCGAAGAGAAUUAUCAUUUCUAUGCGAGGUCUUUAAGACAUAAGUAAAUAAACAAACAUUGAGUAGCAGAUUUAGGAUUGUCUCAAAUAUAUUAUAAUCCCUUAUUAUGUCUUUAGAAAGAUGUAUUAGGAUAAUGUAUGUAAUAGGUACAUGUGAUACACACUGCACGUUAUUUAGAAAAUCCUCCGUUUGUUGACGUGCCUCUGUUGUGGGGAACGCUUGUUGUGUUUUCUCUUGUAUCAUUCCAAUGUGAUAGCUGGAACUAUUAAAUAUGUGAUCAGGCAAAAA
Messenger RNA from Ylistrum balloti, 9949 nucleotides. RefSeq names its product unconventional myosin-Va-like. NCBI's taxonomy places the organism in Eukaryota, Metazoa, Mollusca, Bivalvia, Pectinida, Pectinidae. The record is from RefSeq and is a predicted model, not a curated record. Gene Ontology annotation, cellular component: myosin complex; vesicle; actin cytoskeleton. The transcript has 44 exons. Gene Ontology annotation, molecular function: actin filament binding; microfilament motor activity; ATP binding. Bases 1 to 5706 code for a protein of 1901 amino acids. Gene Ontology annotation, biological process: actin filament organization; vesicle transport along actin filament.